Molecule: messenger RNA, 3588 nt
Organism: Candida albicans SC5314
Lineage: Eukaryota; Fungi; Ascomycota; Pichiomycetes; Serinales; Debaryomycetaceae
Gene: ELF1
Product: Elf1p
Exons: 1
Coding region: 1-3588 (1195 amino acids)
Molecular function (GO): ATP binding; ATP hydrolysis activity
Source: RefSeq, a predicted model, not a curated record
AUGUCCAAGUCUUUUGACGAUUUUAUAAAACAGCAGAAGCAACAACAAUCCAAACCUAAAGGGUUUGGUUAUAGAAAUAACAAUCAAGGAGGCUACAAUUAUAAUCAAGCAUAUGGCAAUGUACCUACGUUUCAACCUGGAAAUCAACAAUUUCAAUAUCAAGGAGGAUAUAACCAAGGAUUCAAUCAACAACAAUACCAAUAUCAAGGACAAGGGUACAACAAUCAAGGUUAUAAUUCCAAUAAUAGAUAUAACAACAGUAACAACUAUAACUAUAAUAAUAACACUAACCAAAGUUCCACCAUUUCAACUCCAGUAGACUCAUUACCUACAAGUGGAAGAAGUACUCCUAAUCCGAAUGCAUCAACCACUUCAUUAACAUCAUUGAAUACUGCUCUUGCUAAAUUAAAUGUUUCCAAUAUUCCAUUUGAAGAAAAUUUGAGUAAUAUUGAGAAAGCCGGUAAGAUAGCUGAGAUUAGACCCGAAGUGGAAACCAUUGUUAAGAUAAUUGAUGAACAAGAAGAUUUAUCGAUUAUUAAUGAAUGGAAAUUGAAUGAAAUUUUGAAAUCUUUAUUGAAACCUAAAAGUCCUGCAUUAGUUAAAGAAGGAGCUUUAUUAAUCAUUCAACAAUUGGCAACUAAAUUUGGUGGUCAAACCCCCAAAGAAGCUUAUUUAUUACAGUUUUUAAGUACUGCUUAUGAUAUGUUUACUGAUAAAGAUAAAAAUGUUGUUAAAGCUGCUAAAUCUGCUACUGAUGCAUUAUUUGGAAUUUACCCUGUGGAAGCAUUAGGAUCAAUUGUAUUAGAUGAAUAUUUAACUAUUUUCAAAUCAGGGGCUAAAUGGAAUUCUAAAGUUGCUGCAUUAGUCAAUUUUGAUAAAUUAAUUGAUGAUGUUCCGGCAGAUAUUUUAGAAAUGAAAUUUAUUGAUGUUGUUCCGGUAUUGACUGAUUUAUCUACUGAUUUCAAACCAGAAUUGGCUAAAGCCGGUCUUUCAACUUUGAAAAAAUUUGUUAAAGUUUUAGAUAAUUUGGAUUUACAAAACAAAUAUGAUUUGAUUGUUGACACUUUAGCUGAUCCCAAAAAAGUUACUGAUUGUAUCAAAAAUUUAUCAUCAGUGACUUUUGUUGCUGAAGUCACCGAACCAGCAUUAUCAUUAUUAGUCCCCAUUUUAGAUAAAUCAUUGAAAAUGUCAUCAUCAUCAAAUGAGCAAUUGAGACAAACAGUUAUGGUGACAGAAAAUUUAACCCGAUUGGUCAAUAAUAAAAGAGAAAUUGAACAAUUUAUUCCAAUUUUGUUACCUGGGGUGGAAAAAGUUGUUAACAAUGCUUCAUUACCAGAAGUUAGAGAAUUGGCCGGUAAGGCUUUGAAAGUUUUGAAAGAUGCUGAAAAUGAACAAACUGAUGGUAAAUUCCAUGGAAGAAUUACUCUUGAACAAGCAGAAAAAUUUUACACUGAAGAUAUUCCUGAUGAACAACAUCAACAACCAGUUCAAUUGUUAAAAGAUGAUAUUUUGAAGAAAUAUUUGGCUACCGUGUUACAAAUCGAUGCUCAUGUCAAUGAUUGGAAACGUUUACAAGAAUAUUUGAUGAUGGCUACUAAUAACAAUGAAACUUACUCACAAUUAGUAGUUACUCAUGUCAAGAAUUUAUUUAACCCUGAAUCAGCUGCAGAUAAUGAGAAUGACGAUGGUGCUGUUGUUAUUGUUGACGCCGAUUUCUCAUUAGCCUAUGGUACUCGUAUGUUAUUGAACAAAACCAAAUUAAGAUUAUUGAAAGGACAUAGAUACGGGUUAUGUGGUAGAAAUGGUGCUGGUAAAUCAACUUUAAUGAGAGCCAUUUCUAAAGGUCAAUUAGAAGGUUUCCCAACUGCUGAUGAAUUGAAAACAUGUUUUGUUGAACAUAAAUUACAAGGAUCUGAAGCUGAUAUGGAUUUAGUUAGUUUUAUUGGUCUGGAUCCAGAAUUAGCCAAUGUUGGUCGUGAAGAAAUUGAACAAGCUUUGAAAGAUGUUGGUUUCCCCGAUGAAAGAUUACAACAACAAGUAGGAUCAUUAUCUGGUGGUUGGAAAAUGAAAUUAGAAUUGGCCAGAGCCAUGUUGAUGAAAGCUGAUGUUUUAUUAUUGGAUGAACCUACAAAUCAUUUGGAUGUUGCUAAUGUCAAAUGGUUACAAGAUUAUUUAGUGGAGAAUACUGAAAUCACUUCAUUAAUUGUUUCUCAUGAUUCUGGAUUUUUGGAUGCUGUUUGUACUGAUAUUAUUCAUUAUGAAAACAAAAAGUUGGCUUAUUAUAAAGGUAAUUUAUCUGAAUUUGUUAAAAUCAAACCUGAAGGUAAAUCUUAUUAUACAUUAACUGAUUCAAAUGUUAAAAUGGCAUUCCCACCACCAGGGAUUUUGACAGGUGUCAAAUCAAACACUAGAGCUGUUGCACGUAUGUCCAAUGUUACAUUUGCUUAUCCAGGUGCCGAUAAACCAUCUUUAAAGAAUGUUUCAUGUUCAUUAUCAUUAUCAUCAAGAGUUGCUAUCUUGGGUCCAAAUGGUGCUGGUAAAUCUACUUUGAUUAAAUUAUUAACUGCAGAAUUAGUACCACAAGAAGGUAAAGUUGAGAAACAUCCAAAUUUAAGAAUUGGUUACAUUGCUCAACAUGCAUUACAACAUGUUGAACAACACAAGGAGAAAACUGCUAAUCAAUAUUUACAAUGGCGUUAUAGAUUUGGUGAUGAUCGUGAAGUUUUAUUGAAAGAAAGUAGAAAAGUUUCUGAUGAAGAACAAGAAAUGAUGAAAAAAGAAAUUGAUAUUGGUGAUGGUAGAGGUAAACGUGCCAUUGAAGCAUUAGUUGGUAGACAAAAAUUGAAAAAAUCAUUCCAAUAUGAAGUGAAAUGGAAAUAUUGGUUACCUAAAUAUAAUUCUUGGGUACCAAAAGAAGUUUUACUUGAACAUGGAUUUGAUAAAUUGAUUCAAAAAUUCGAUGAUCAUGAAGCUUCAAGAGAAGGGUUAGGAUAUAGAGAAUUAACUCCAUCAGUGAUUCGUAAACAUUUUGAAGAUGUUGGAUUGGAUGGAGAUAUUGCUGAUCAUACCCCAAUGGGAUCAUUAUCUGGUGGUCAAUUAGUCAAAGUGGUUAUUGCUGGUGCUAUGUGGAAUAAUCCUCAUUUAUUGGUGUUGGAUGAACCAACGAAUUAUCUUGAUCGUGAUUCAUUAGGUGGAUUAGCUAUGGCAAUUAGAGAAUGGAAUGGUGGGGUAGUUAUGAUCUCACAUAAUAAUGAGUUUGUUGGAGCAUUAUGUCCCGAACAAUGGCAUGUGGAAAAUGGUGAAGUGAUUCAAAAGGGAACCGUUGCUGUUGAUGCUAAAAGAUUUGAAGAUCAAGGUGGUGAUGAAGCAUCUUCUUCUAAAGAAGGUACACCUGUGCCAGAACCAGUUAAAAAGAGAGCUGAUGAUGAUGAUUCUCCUGCUAAUAUUAAAGUAAGAACAAGAAAGAAGAAAAUGACCAGAAAUGAAAAGAAAGCUCAAGCAGAAAGAAGAAGAUUAAGAUAUAUUGAAUGGUUAAGUUCACCUAAAGGUACACCAAAACCAGUAGAUACUGAUGAUGAAGAAGAUUAG